This is a messenger RNA of Pristis pectinata (smalltooth sawfish), 1293 nucleotides long. RefSeq names its product solute carrier family 25 member 35 (gene slc25a35). The record is from RefSeq and is a predicted model, not a curated record. Bases 62 to 955 code for a protein of 297 amino acids. NCBI's taxonomy places the organism in Eukaryota, Metazoa, Chordata, Chondrichthyes, Rhinopristiformes, Pristidae. The transcript is spliced from 5 exons.
CCGGGAAGCAGCCUGUGCUCGGGAGCCGGGCUGGGCAGCAGGUUGUCCCGGGUGGGGAGGCAUGGAUUUCCUCCUGGGCGGCCUGGCCGCCUGCGGUGCUUGCAUCUUCACCAACCCCUUGGAGGUGGUGAAGACCAGGAUGCAGUUGCAAGGGGAGCUGAAGGGGCGAGGCUCCUACACGGUGCACUACCGCAACGUCUUCCACGCCACCUACACCAUCUGGAAGACGGACGGCUUGCUCGCCUUGCAGAAGGGGCUAAUGCCCGGUCUCCUCUACCAGUUCUGCAUGAACGGCGUGCGCCUGGGCUCCUAUGCAAUGAUAGAGUCUGCAGGCUACACCCAGACGGGCGGCCGGGUCAGCGCGGUCAAGAGCACGGUGGCCGGAGCGCUGGCCGGAGUAUUGGGACCACUUAUGGCAAGUCCCGUCUACAUGGUCAAGACACAUCUUCAGGCUCAGUCUACCUCCAGCAUAGCAGUGGGGCAUCAGUACAAACACCAGGGAAUGCUGGACGCUUUGGUGACCAUUUAUCAGCGCCACGGGAUUAUCGGACUGUGGCGUGGAUCGAGUUCAGCCGUGCCCAGGGUAAUGGUGGGCUCUGCUGUCCAACUCUCCACGUUCUCGAAAACCAAACAGGUCACCAGAGACCUGCAGCUCAUCAAGCCGGCCAGCCCGCUGGAGCCCCUCGUGGCCGGGAUGGUCAGCAGCCUGUUCGCUGUGCUCGCCAUCACCCCCUUCGACGUGGUCAGCACUCGCCUCUACAACCAGCCCGUGGACCAGCGGGGGAAGGGCCUGUUCUACACCGGAAACCUGGACUGCUUCGCCAAGACGGUGAGAAAGGAAGGCUUCGCUGGCCUCUACAAGGGAACGGGGGCCUCCUAUUUUAGGCUGGGCCCACACACCGUCCUCAGCCUCUUCUUCUGGGACGAGCUGCGCAAGCUUUACUGGAAGCGGUGACGUUGCCCUCCGAUCCCCUUUCCUGCAGCCCCCACAGAGGGGCAAAACCCCCGCCGGGAGGGUGCGGUGGAUCAACGAGGCAAGCCUGGCGGGAGAGGGGCUUGUUAAAAACAGGUGAAAGGUCUUCGGUCUUGCUGACAGAGGGACCUGCUUCUCCGGCGGUGGUAGUGGGCUUUGGAGGAUGGACAUUGGUGUUUAUUUCACAAGGACGCUUAUGACCUUUGAUCUGCGCUGUGUAUGGGACGUCCCUUCUCAACUGGAAUGGUUGUUGGACUCGUGCCUUAGACCUGGGAGUUUGGCACUGGAGGGGUGGAAGAGUUGAUGUAUUGGAAGGCCGA